Messenger RNA from Hippocampus comes (tiger tail seahorse), 5596 nucleotides. Its product is annotated as guanine nucleotide-binding protein subunit alpha-13. The transcript is spliced from 5 exons. Gene Ontology annotation, cellular component: cytoplasm; brush border membrane; heterotrimeric G-protein complex. Gene Ontology annotation, biological process: adenylate cyclase-activating G protein-coupled receptor signaling pathway; Rho protein signal transduction. The record is from RefSeq and is a predicted model, not a curated record. Gene Ontology annotation, molecular function: guanyl nucleotide binding; G-protein beta/gamma-subunit complex binding; D5 dopamine receptor binding. NCBI's taxonomy places the organism in Eukaryota, Metazoa, Chordata, Actinopteri, Syngnathiformes, Syngnathidae. Bases 21 to 1157 code for a protein of 378 amino acids.
UCGAUGAAGUUGUUUCAAAGAUGGCGGACUUCCUGCCGUCCCGCUCUGUUUUAUCUGUUUGUUUCCCAAACUGUCUCCUCACUAGCGGAGAGGCAGAGCAGCUGCGGAAAUCGAAAGAAAUAGAUAAGUGUCUUAUUCGAGAUAAGACGUACGUUAAAAGGCUAGUUAAAAUCCUCUUACUUGGAGCAGGCGAGAGCGGCAAGUCUACUUUCCUUAAACAGAUGCGCAUUAUCCAUGGGCAGGAUUUCGAUCAGAGGGCCAAAGAAGAAUUCAGAGCCACUAUUUAUAGCAAUGUUAUUAAAGGUAUUCGAGUCUUAGUGGAUGCUCGAGAGAAGCUUCACAUCCCAUGGGGAAACUUGUCCAAUCAGCGUCAUGGGGAUAUGUUGAUGGCGUUUGACACCCGGUCUAUGAUGGCCCACGGCCAUGGUAUGGUGCAGCCCAAAGUUUUUCAGCAUUACCUGCCAUCGAUCCGGGCCCUGUGGACUGACCAGGGAAUCCAGAAUGCCUAUGACCGCCGCAGAGAAUUCCAAUUGGGGGAGUCCGUCAGGUAUUUCCUGGACAAUUUGGAAAAACUCGGACAGUCGGACUACCUCCCCAGCCAGCAGGAUAUCCUCUUGGCCCGAAAGCCCACCAAGGGCAUCCACGAGUACGACUUUGAGAUUAAAAAUGUGCCUUUCAAAAUGGUGGAUGUAGGGGGUCAGCGUUCAGAGAGGCGGCGCUGGUUUGAAUGCUUCGACUCAGUCACUUCCAUCCUUUUCCUUGUGUCCUCUUCUGAAUAUGAUCAGGUUUUGAUGGAAGACCGGCAAACCAACCGACUGAGCGAGUCCCUCAACAUCUUCGAGACCAUCGUCAACAACCGAGUGUUCAUCAACGUCUCCAUCAUCUUGUUCCUGAACAAGACGGACCUGCUGGAGGAAAAGGUGAAACAGGUAUCCAUCAAAGACUACUUUGGCGAGUUCUCUGGCGACCCCAAAAGCCUGGCAGACGUCCAGGCCUUCUUGGUGGAAUGUUUUCGCAAAAAGCGGCGAGAGCACCAGCAGAAGCCUUUAUACCACCAUUUCACCACCGCGAUCAACACUGAGAACAUCCGCCUGGUCUUUCGCGACGUGAAGGACACCAUCCUGCAUGACAACCUCAAGCAGCUGAUGCUGCAGUGAGGGGAGGAGGAGGAGGAGAUACGGGUGUGCCACACUUAACAUGGACCACAUGAAGACAGACAGAUGCGGGGUUCUAAGGUGGCAUCUUCCUUACCCCGCCCGUUGGCCUUUAAGAGGAAACAGACAUUGUUCCCUCUUCACCAAUCUAGCCUCCUUUCUUGACGACACCCCCCCCCUUCUUUCUUAUAGACUGAAUCAAAGCCACCACUACUACCAACAUCCCCCCCUCCCCCCUUUUGCUUAUUCAUCAUAGUCACUCUGACUUGUACCAGUUGCCAUUCGCCAAUAUGUACCCUUCCAACCACUGUAAAUGACCUUGACCCCCCGUUCCCUCCUCCCGCCACCACCACCCAAUUGCCACUCUCCAAUGGAUCUCCUUACUCUCCUUAUUAGUCGUGCAAAUUGUCACACUGCUUCUUUUUUUCCUUUUUCUUUUUUUUUUUCUUCCGAUUGCUGCUUUGAGCACUGUUGAAAGGGUGUGUAGUGGGAGGGUCCUGUUUUGACUUGGUGUUGCCGUUAUGGCUGCCGAAGGGCAUCUUUCCCCCAGGUCUCGCUUUGCCUUUUCAAAAUCACAUUUUUUUUUUUUUUUAAUCUGCUCUCUGAUGGCACUUGCUUGCAUCACAGGGGCUGGCCUUAGGUUUUUGGGUGAACAGGAAAAGAUGAGGGCCUUAUGUACAGACACGUACUGUCAAUCUCAUCUGUAGCGUAGUUUCUAAUCGUGUAGUUCCUUUUCCUAACACCAAACAAAUUUUUAUGUACCUAUUCAUUUUUGGUUAACUUAUAUUUUAUAGGGUUUCUACUUUUUUGAUUUAUAACUGCUGUUGGGCUGUGUAUAAUCAAUGGAGUGGGGUGGAAUAAGGGAGGGCUGUUGAAACAGCACAGACACAACCACUUGUCAAACUGUCCAGUACAGCUUUUUUUUUUUUUUUUAAUUUCCUGAUUUGCUGUUUCUCAGGGCACUUUGUGAACCACUUAAUUCCGAUUUGAAGCCAACUGUCUCUUAUGUUCGGCCUUUGCAUUCACCCGUUCUGCAUCUGGCCACUUAAUAUGCACAUAUGACUUGGAAACAAGCAUGUCUCAUGUCUUGUGACGUUUUUUUUUUUUUUUUUUUAGGGACCAAUGACAUGGCUUUUAAGAACCAAGACCUUGUUUUUUUCUGGGCUGUCUAUAUAGUACAAAAGGUAAACAUGGCUUGAGGAAAAACUUGCUCGCUGCAGCUCUGGCUCAGUCGCAUCCCUUUGGGUCACGUGGGCUCUUGUUCCUUAAAUGAGCUCAAUUGUAGCUUUUCAACAUCUGUCUGACCUUUUCAAAAUGUCGGCCACGAUGUUAAACGAGAUGCGAGAUGAAAGCGACCCCUGCCAUGUUCUUCAACUGGAUGAAGAUGAAGUUUCCACAUGAGGUGUGAACAGCCAAGCCUAAAGUGUGCAGCUUUGUCAGUUUGAAAUAAAGUAGACCCUCCAAAGUCAAAUGCCUUCCAUUCGAAUUUGUUUAAAUGUUAAAAAUCUAAUCCGACUGAAUCUACCACUAUCAUAAAAUCUUUUAUCAAACGAUCCAUUUAUGCAACUUUGAACACAAUUUGAUUGAUUUUUGGAGGUCCAACUGCGACGAGUUAACCUUGUGAUCAAAACUAUGAAUGUGAUGUAGUGAAUAUAAGAUGCUUUAUUUUAAAUCUAGGGGUUAACCAGUCACUAAUGUCAAUUUGUGCUUCACUUUGAAUCUUGGGCGAAACAAAUCCAAUCCCCACGUGAAUGUUAUCAUCAAAAGAUGUUUGUGAAAAUACAAUGCACAAGACGCAGCUUGGAGCAUUGGAUUGUGUUGUAUUUGGUACUGAGAAUUAAGGUCAUAUAAUCUUGUGUGAAGAACUAAUUAUUUAAAAACGGAGUGAAAUUGCAGAGGUGCUGUCAUUGAUUGUUUUUUUUUUUUUGGGGGGGGGGGGGUGAUCAUUUUUCAUUUUAGCCCUUUUAAAUCUUGAUUCCCUUGCAUGCAUCCCAAGUUGGAAACCAAAGGCUGAAAGCCAGGAUGUGUGUUACCAAAUGAGCAGCUUAUCUGUCUGGUCAUGACCCCCCCCCCCCCCUUCUCUCGCUGCCAACAUUUCGAGAAGCCCAUACAAGCAAGCAUCCACGUUGUAAAUAUGUUUGGUCAUGUCUUAAAUAUUGGCACCUGAAGUUUAGUUUUGAGGUGCCAUCUGAUGAUGAUGAUGAUGAUGAUGAUGAUGGUGAGUCUUUAACAGUUCCGUUAGGAUUAAAGUGACGUCUUAUAUUUCAUUGUGAAUCGAGGUUCCGCUGUUUUACCGUUAAAUGUUGUCUCAUUCUGCGUCAGCGUCUGUUGUGUCAUCAUUCUCUCAUCUAAACGGUCGUAUUUCGGAAGAACGGCAAAUUAACAUGCAUGACAGCACACACCAUGAGAUAAGUAACACCGUUUAACAUUUGCAUCCACGCAUCAACAAACGUGGCUGCACAUCGUCCAGUAACUCCGCGUUACUUGUGAAAGAAUUUAUUGCAAGUUGUUAAUGUUUUUUUUUUGUUUUGUUUUAAUAAUUCAAUGAUCCAGUUUGGUCCUUUCCGUUUGUUCUCUUCAGCCGUUGUUGUUGACCAUGCACGUUAGCUGACGUACAAAAUGUUGUUUUCAACCGGAGCGCUUCCAUGAGGAUAUUAGAAGAGCCAAGCAAAUAGUUUGCUUGACGGUACAACUAGGCCCAGAAGACGCGAUGAAAAGAUUGGAGUCUUCAAAUUGCUUGGAAGCCAGAAAUAAAGUGGCAUUUGUGAGAAAAAUGCUAACACGUCUUAAAAGCUAGAUGUAUUGUAUGUAACGCUUGCUAGGACUGGCACUUUUUAUUGUCACUUGUGAUCGGAAUCUCAUCUUUGGGUCCAAUUUGGUAGGAUUUGAAGAUGUAAACAGAUUCAACCACGUUUACAUUUCUUGUAUAGGACAAUGAAGGAACUAUGAUAAAACUAGUUCAAUAAAAACUAGGAAAGGGCAUUUAAUUAGUUUUCCUUGACUGAUUUUGAGGAAAAUGAAGCAUAAACUAAUUGUAAAGCGGAAAAAAAAAGAUAGAGUAGCGUUCAUGUGCACGUGUGGGCCAUCAUAACCACGAUUUCCUUGGUAGCUGUCAGUUCAACGUUUUUUUCUCAACUGCUUCAAGGUGUAAGUCCGCCGUAUCCUGAAUGGGACUGCGUCUUUUCAAAACACGUUGGCACACAUUCAAGGGAUGAGGGCUCAUAUAAAAGUGCCAGGAAUCGUAUCCUUAGGUCUUCACGAGAUAGAUACAUUUUUCUGAUCGUUUCCGUUUUCUCUCCAUGGCAUUUCUCAUCUUGCCUGGCUAACUAACUUAUUGGGGACCAGAACCACAAGAUUCUUGACUGAUACAAGAUAUGCAUGGACGUUAAGUGUGCGUUAGUUAAAUCGCAUGGCUGUUUUGAUUCCAGACACCUAAAAGAAUGAAGUUCUGUUCAAUAGCAUCGAUACUGUAUAAUUAUGCCUGUCCUAAUACUGUAUAUGGCUGACCACUUCGUAGGCGUCGAGACAAGCACGGAAGAAACUUGUCGUUUCGCCAACACUUGACACAAAGGAUGACAUCAUACCAGAACAGGCCGACACGCUCAGACAGCAAUUGUUCAUGCGGAACAAACUUUAAGGGCUGGGCAUUUGACCGGGGGAAAACUAAUGCUAUUUUAUAUAUAUAAAAUGUUAUUUAAAAACCUGUUUUGAAGGCAUGGGAUUUAAGGCCUUACAACUUAAUUUAUGGACUAAAUAAACCAGGACGUGUUUCAUGAUAAAACCGCAUUCAUAAUAGCCACAUUCUGUUUGGCAUCCGUUUUCCCUUAACCAAUGUCUAAACAAGAACCGGCGGCGGUGCUAGGAGCAGCACAGUAUUUCGCUUGUGCUCAUGAGUGUAUGCUCUCAACUUGAAUCAUGGAUGAAAUCGGAAUUUUGAGAGGCGCAACGUGCUUUUCUUGAAGCACGCCGAGUCCUCGGGCGGCCUCGAACCAAACCCACCGCACGCACGUACGCAUAACCCCAUAAGACAUCGCUGGAAGCCAGAGAAGCAGUCUUGCCUUCCAACAUUCCUUAUUUCUCAUGGUGACUUGUGCCAAAUCUGUCUCGGAGUCUCACAUGUAAUUCCAGACUAAGUUGAACAUGCUGGUUUGUUUUGGUUUUUCAGCUCUUGUGAGAGCAAAGUGUAACAGUGUCAACAAAGAAAUGUAACUUGCCCAAAUACUCAUGUUUUGUGCCUCUUUUUGCUAAUUCAGAUUUUCACAAAGCUUUUGUAGUUUUUCUAAAAUGUUACACUGGCCGUCUGAUGUCCUCUUAUAUCAAAUAAUUGUAAUAGGCUUCUCCUGUGAUGUUUUUUUUUUUCAUAAAGCUUUCAUUGUACAGUCUAACUUAUGCUGUCUCACCACUUUGCUCCUCAAUAAAUCCAAUUGUUUUUUGUUUUUUUU